UUUUCUAUGAAAAAUACAGCUUAAAAAAUAAUUUCUAUGCUCUUGAUUUUUUACCUAAUCCUUAAUGUUAAUUGCUCAACACAUGUUACAUUAGACAGUCAAUGUACUUGUGAAGAAAUUUUAUAUGAAGAGGAAUGUAAAUAUGGUAAAAUUUGCCAAUUUUCAAAUAAUAAGUGUUCUACUAAGACUUGCGAUCAACUCAGUUAAGAUAAAUGUUUAAUAAACAAAAAAUGUGCAAAAGUAAAUGGAAAAUGUAUAGAAUUUAAAUCAUGUUCAUCUCAUAAUGUCAAAACUGAAGCUGAAUGUGAAGAUUUACAUUCAAAUUGUUUUUUUGAUUCUGCUAGUGGCAAAUGCGAAGAUGUAAAUAGUUUGCCAAUAGGUUCAUGUUCUGAAUAAUUGUUAUCAUUUUGUAUUUAUGGUAAAGAGGGAUUUUGCGCAGUAAAGGAUGGAAAAUGUUAGGAAAUGACUUCAUGUGAUUAAGUAAAAUCAGAAGAUCUCUAAUGUCUUUUUUCUUUUCCUGCAUGUUAUCCAAAUUCAACAAGUGAUAAAUGCGAAGCUAUUAAUCAGUGCAGUAAGAAUGAUGUAGAAUCCUGUUUGUUUGCAAAAGAGAAGAUCAAUGGAAAUGAUUAUUUACUUUGUACUGAGAAAGAUCAAGGAUGUGUUGACUUUGAUCCAACCAAUUAAACAUAAGAAAGAUGUGGUCUUAAUUCAAUGUUUUUUUAUCAUUGGGAUGGGAAUAAAUGUGCCAAAUGUUAGUCUUCUUCUUAUUCAUUCAUAAUUACAAUAUUAUCUAUUGUCAUCUUAGCCCUAAGCUGAAUAAUAUAUUAAUUUAAAAAAAUCGAUUAAUCAUGCACCU
Paramecium sonneborni is the source of this 856-nucleotide messenger RNA. The record is from the annotation of a GenBank genome assembly. NCBI's taxonomy places the organism in Eukaryota, Ciliophora, Oligohymenophorea, Peniculida, Parameciidae.